CUUGUCGGUCCAACCCCAACCAAAAGCAUAUAAAAUCAACCGCUGGCCAAGAUUUGAAGGGUAGAAAUUCACUCAAAAGGUGCAAGUCGAACCAGUUGAGCUCAAAUAUCAGAACCCCCAUCUUUGUCCUUCAAGUAUGUUCAAGGUUGCAUUCAGAAAAAAUGUCACCAUUUCAAGAGCUCUUUCAGCUUGUCCGAGCUUCAAUAUGAGAUUUUCAUCCCAUGCUGGGAGGCUUGUAGGCAAAGUGGCACUGAUUACCGGAGCAGCAAGCGGCAUAGGUAAGGCAACCGCAUCGAAAUUCAUCAGCAAUGGCGCCAAAGUUGUCAUUGCCGAUAUCCAACAGGACCUCGGCCAGCUUACGGCGAAAGAGCUCGGUCCAAACGCGACGUUCAUUGCCUGUGAUGUUACGAAAGAGUCCGACAUCUCCAACGCCGUUGAUUUCACCAUCUCCGAACAUAGCCAGCUUGACAUUAUGUACAGCAAUGCUGGGGUACCCUGCUACACACCCCCGAGCAUGGUGGAUCUCGACCUAGCAGCAUUCGACCGUGUCAUGAGCAUUAACGUGCGUGGAGUCGUGGCAGGAAUGAAGCACGCAUCGCGCGUGAUGAUCCCGCGUAAAACCGGCUCCAUUCUUUGCACAGCCAGCGUGACGGGACUGAUGGGAGGACUAGCACAGCACACAUAUUCCGUCUCCAAGUCUGCUGUCAUUGGCAUUGUGAAGUCCGUGGCUUCAGAGCUAUGCAGGCAUGGAAUCCGAGUCAACAGCAUAUCGCCAUUUGCGAUUCCAACCCCGUUUGUGAUCGAGGAACUGACUCAAAUUUUCCCGGGGGUUGAUAGACAACGGCUGAUGGAAAUAACGCACAGUGCAGGAGUCUUGGCCGGCGCAAAAUGCGAACCCAACGACGUUGCCAACGCUGCACUUUACCUAGCUUCAGAUGAGGCUAAAUAUGUUAGUGGCCAUAAUUUGGUUGUUGAUGGAGGUUUUACAUCUUUCAAGAAUUUGGAAUUUCCUGCACCAGAUCAGGUGCAUUAAGCAUUCAUUCAUUGUCACUACUUAUUUGCAAAUUGCAAAGUGAUGUAGAACAAAUAGCAAGUGGAUUGAAGAGGAGAUGGACAGACGGAACGGGAAUUUUCAUAUUUGGCGUCCAUGUUCCAAUUUUGGCUCAUGGCACUUUUCUGGAAAGAAAACGACGUUGUGGUUUAAACUCACUGCUUUGCUGUAAUGUACGAUGGAAUUUCGCCAUCCGAGACCGUUUAGACUCCCAAAACUGCAUUUUAAAAUCUGUAAUAAAAAUCGAACUUUUCAUUUGUCAUCCAAUUAAUGUCGUUCUUGAGUUAUUCCAAGGUGUUGUAAUCAUUUUAUUUAAGCCAUUGGCUGGCUCCUGUUGUAAUCAUCUAUCAAUUAUUAAUCAAACAACCGUUUGAGAUUUCUCUCGAAA
Molecule: messenger RNA, 1439 nt
Organism: Malus domestica (apple)
Lineage: Eukaryota; Viridiplantae; Streptophyta; Magnoliopsida; Rosales; Rosaceae
Product: secoisolariciresinol dehydrogenase
Molecular function (GO): oxidoreductase activity
Source: RefSeq, a predicted model, not a curated record